Messenger RNA from Lactuca sativa (garden lettuce), 2393 nucleotides. Its product is annotated as nucleolar GTP-binding protein 1. The record is from RefSeq and is a predicted model, not a curated record. NCBI's taxonomy places the organism in Eukaryota, Viridiplantae, Streptophyta, Magnoliopsida, Asterales, Asteraceae. Gene Ontology annotation, molecular function: GTP binding.
CGUCAUAUAUUUGUCGUAUAAAAGCGGUGCCCUAAAAUCUUACUAGUUUUGUAGGGUUUUUGCGCCCUCUAUCUCCUCCUCUUCCUUCUUGACAAUCGCCUGCUUCGUUAACUCCUCUGUUUCCGGCUGUUGGAUUCGUCGUGUUUAACGGAUAUUUUUGUUUCUGCUUAAAUAUCCAAACAUGGUGCAAUACAAUUUCAAGAAAAUCACAAGGGUACCCACUGGAAAAGACUUUGUAGACAUAGUCCUCAGUAGAACCCAAAGACAAACCCCAACAGUUGUCCACAAAGGCUAUGCAAUCAACCGAAUCAGAGGUUUUUACAUGAGAAAAGUGAAGUUCACACAAACAAACUUUCACGAAAAGCUCUCCACCAUUGUAGACGAGUUCCCAAGACUUGAUGACAUCCAUCCUUUCUAUGGAGACCUUCUUCAUGUCCUUUACAACAAAGAUCAUUACAAACUCGCCCUUGGUCAAAUCAACACAGCAAGAAACCUCAUUGGGAAAAUAGCAAAAGAUUAUGUCAAGUUAUUGAAAUAUGGUGACUCACUUUACAGAUGCAAAGCCUUAAAAGUUGCAGCCCUUGGUAGAAUGUGCACAGUGACAAAAAGAAUUGGGCCAAGUUUGGCUUAUCUUGAACAGAUCAGACAACACAUGGCUAGGCUUCCUUCUAUUGACCCAAACACUAGAACUAUUUUGAUUUGUGGGUAUCCAAAUGUUGGAAAAAGUUCUUUCAUCAACAAGAUUACAAGAGCAGAUGUCGAUGUACAACCUUAUGCUUUCACUACAAAGUCUCUGUUUGUUGGACAUACUGAUUAUAAGUAUUUAAGGUAUCAAGUGAUUGAUACUCCAGGGAUUCUAGAUAGACCUUUUGAGGAUAGAAAUAUCAUAGAAAUGGUUAGUAUAACAGCUUUAGCACAUCUCAGAGCUGCUGUUUUGUUCUUUCUUGAUAUCUCUGGUUCUUGUGGAUACACUAUUGCACAACAAGCUGCUCUUUUUCAUUCCAUUAAGUCGCUCUUCAUGAACAAGCCUUUGAUAAUUGUCUGUAACAAAACGGAUUUGCAAUCUUUGGAAGGGAUUUCGGAAGAUGAUAAGAAGUUAGUUGAAGAGAUGAAGUCGGAAGCAAUGAAGACUUUGGUUGUAGAUGGUCAACAAGUGUUGUUGACCAUGAGUACUUUGACUGAAGAAGGGGUAAUCGCGGUAAAAAACGCAGCUUGUGAGAGGUUGUUGGACCAGAGAGUUGAAGUCAAAAUGAAGUCAAAGAAGAUAAACGAGUGUUUGAAUCGGUUUCAUGUUGCAAUGCCAAAGCCACGUGAUCAGAAGGAAAGACCUGUUUGUAUACCUGAAGCUGUUGUUGAAGCUAAAGCCAUGGAAGCUGAAAAGGUGAAGAGGAAGUUGGAAAGGGAGAAUGAAAAUGAAAAUGGUGGAGCGGGUGUUUACUCUGCAAGUUUGAAGAAACAUUAUCUUUUAGCUGAUGAUGAAUGGAAGGAAGAUAACAUACCUGAAAUACUCGAUGGGCAUAACGUGUAUGAUUUUAUCGAUCAGGAUAUUUUACAGAGGCUUGAGGAAUUGGAGAAAGAAGAAGGGCUUCUUCAAGAACAAGGAGAUGGAGAAGAUGAAGAAAUGGAAGGUGAGGAUUUGACUCCAGAACAACAGAAAGAGCUGAAUGAAAUCAGAAAAAAGAAAAGUAUAUUAAUCCGUGAACAUAGAAUCAAGAAAAGCACAGCUGAAAGCAGACCAAUUGUUCCAAGGAAAUUCGAUAAAGACAAAAGAUUUACAUCAGAAAGAAUGGGGAGACAGCUGUCAUCAUUAGGGCUUGAUCCAUCAAAAGCAAUGAAAAGGGUGAGAAGCGAGUCAAGAGGUAGAAAGAGGGAGAGGUCAAAUAAUCAUGGUGAUGGAAUGGAUGUGGAUGAUGGUGAAGGAUCGAAUAAGAAGAUGAAGAUUAGGUCAGAGUCAAAGUCAAGGUCAAUGUCGAGGUCAAGGUCAAUGUCAAGGCCACCUGUGCAUGAAUUGGUUCCAGGUGAAGGGUAUAAGGAUUCAGCUCAGAAGGUGAAGGCGUUUAAAAUGGGAAAGAGUUCGGUUCACAAGAGGAAUAAGGCUGCUAAAAAGGGUGAGGGCGAUAGAGUCAUUCCGACAUUGAAGCCUAAACAUUUGUACUCUGGAAAAAGAUCAAAUGGGAAGACUACUAGACGUUAAGGAUCUCUAUUGUUAUGUGAAGGCACUACACACAGUAAUGGUGUUUUUGAAACGGAUCUUGUUACGUUUUUUUUUCUUUUUGAAGUUAAAUGAUUUUGGUUGUGGGUUCUGAAUAUUUUUAUUUUUUUGUUAAGACUUUUGUUGACAGCUAUAAUAUUUGGAUCUGAGUUUUACUGGUUUAAGGUUCCAUUUUUGGUGA